AGCAAUCUGCUCAGGACCAAGCCAUCCAACCUAUCUUUAGCCUCUGUGAGCAAGUGAAUGGAGAUCCUGACUUAUCCUCACGUCUGUCAUCAAUGCUGCCAGUAUUUUUAGGGGACAGCAGCAGCUGCAAAAGCAUUUAACGGUCUUCUACGAACAAUGACACUAGGGGUGUCUCAAGACUAAACGCCACAGAGAUUGAGGGACUGCUGGAGUAUUCAAAGAAAAGCUUUCUGAUGAAGCUAAAAUCAUCUUAAAAGGGGCAUGUAACGCUUUGGCAAAAUGUGCAGGUGACACUGACUAGAUGUUAAUGAGAAGGACAUACCGAAACAAACUUACCGAAGUGGAAAAGGAAUAUUUUGUUUAUUUUUAUUUUUUAAACCUACAACUGGAAGUGAGAGCCAGUGAAGCAGGAGAAGCUGGUUGGCCUGGAAUCUAUAUUGACAGUUGUCUCUAAGGACUGAAGAGAGUGCCUUGAUAAAGAGCUGGACAACAAAAUUCUUCCAGAGUAAUAAAGAGACUGAAUGCCUGUAGCCUGUCAGCCUGAGUGGAGGUUGGCAAGUGAGCAGGGAUGGAUGUGUUUGGUGGAGCGCCACGGUUCCUGGCCUACCCUCGUCCUGUGGUAGUACAAAGUGGCACAGAUGCAGUUCUAAAAUGCCAGAUUGGCGGGGAUCCCAGACCAGCAGUUAUAUGGGAGAGAAACAAUGAGAAAAUUCACCCAGAGGACAGAUACCGGGUGUUUGAGGAUGGAAAUGUCUACAACCUUAUCAUAACCUCUGUGACAGUGGAGGACAGUGGACAAUACAUCUGUAAGGCCAAGAACUGCAUUGGAGAGACUUACGCCGCAGCCACUUUGAAAGUAGAAGGUGAAGCACAGGAGAUGGAGUUUCGGGAGGAAAACAAGCCACGCUUCCUCAUCAAGCCCCUCUCAACUAGAGUUGGACGAGGAGAGGAUGCUGUGUUCUCCUGUAAGCUGUGGGGAAACCCCAGACCAGAAGUGAUGUGGGAGAAGGAUGGCAAGAAGUUAAAUGAGAUCUUUGAAAGCACACAUUUCACCAUCAGCUAUCAGGAUGGAGGAUGGUUCCAACUAAAGAUUUUCAAGACAAGAGCACCAGAUGGAGGGGUGUACACUUGUAAGGCCAGGAAUGAAUUUGGAGAGAGUCUGGCAGGGGCUGUGCUAUUGGUGGAUGCUGGACCAGGACAUGAGGAUGAAGGGAACCGUAACGGUUACACUAACGGCCACUGGAAAGCACAUCAGGGAAAACAGAGAAGUAGUAGGCAAGUUGCAACACGGCUGAAAGAUGAUCCACUGCCAAACUCAGCCAAAGUAAAAAUGUUUGCAGUGACAGAAGGGAAACAUGCAAAGUUUCGAUGCUAUGUAACAGGGAAGCCAAAACCUGAAAUAUUAUGGAGAAAAGAUGGGAGACUUAUCUUAUCUGGCAGACGGUAUCUUUUGUAUGAAGACAGAGAGGGUUACUUCACACUUAAAGUUCUCUACUGCAAACAACAGGACAAUGGAGUUUAUGUCUGUUCUGCCUCAAACACUGCAGGACAAACCCUGAGUGUGGUACACCUUAUAGUCAAAGAGCCACCUAUCCGAUUUAAGCAACCACUGAAUGACUUGCAAGUAUGGGAGAGAGACUUAGCUGUUCUUGAGUGUGAAGUUCCUGAGGACUCUGUUCCAAUCACAUGGUACUUAGAAGACAGGCGACUACAACCUGGAGCCAAAUAUGGGAUGGAGGAGUGGGGGACAAUGCGGCGACUCACAAUUCGUGAUAUUGGGGUUGAUGAUGAUGGGAUAUAUCUAUGUGAAAUGGCUGAUGGGGGCAGAAGCAUUGCUGAGGUAGCAGUCAAAGGAACCAUUGUAAGAAAGCUGCCACGAAAAGUUGAUGUUCUGGAAGGGGAAAAUGCAGCCUUCUGUGUGGAAGUGGAGGAGGGAGAAAUGGACAUUCAUUGGUACAAAGAUGGAACAGAGCUAAGGGAGACCCAUCAGACCAUUGUCAAAUCCUUUGGAAGGACACACAUCUUGGUCUUUGUCAACACCACACCACAAGACUCUGGUUUGGUCAUGUUCUAUGUGGGUAGAUCGAAGACGUCAUCUCAGCUAAGGGUGAAAGCUGCAAGGCACUGUCCACCAAGUUGUCCUAUUGGGGUACAGAUAAACACAGAGCGAGCGAAUGCAGCUCUCCUGUCCUGGUUUCCUGCACAAGACUCUCGAAAGAAUCCACCUUCAGGGUAUAUUAUUGAAAGACAAGAAGUUGGCUCACAGGAGUGGCUGCAAUGUUUAACCACAGACUCUGUAACCUCAGUGGAGAUUCUUGGCGACAGCGUUCCAUGCGAGGCAGACUACAGAUUUCGGAUAUGCAGUGUCAACAAGUAUGGAAGGAGUGGAAAUGUAGAGUUCCCUCGAGCAGUUCAUCUUGUUCCAGUUGCCAGAAUCCAAGCCCCUCUACAAGAUGCUUUAGUGCCAGAGGGCCAAGAUGCCUGCUUUACCAUUGAGCUGUCUGCCUCAGUUAUAGGCACUUGGUUCUUAAACGGAAAUCAGCUUCAAGACGAUGAACGUUUCUCCAUAAGGCGUUCGCGUACACACCAGUCCCUACGCAUUCGUGGGGUACGGGACACAGAAAAUGGAGCAGAGAUCACCUUCAUUGCCUAUGGAAUUCGAGAUUCUGCUGCUUUGUACAUACAAGCUCCACUGGUAAAAUUCACUCCACUUUCUGAAAUGGAUCGAAACAAAUUUGUGGAGGUUGGCAACCCUAUAGUGCUCUACUGUGAGCUCUCAGACCCUGAGACUCCAGUUCGUUGGUAUAAGAAUGGUGUUGAACUUCAUACAAUGGAAGGUCUGCACAUCCAAUCAGAAGGAACAAUGAGGAGGAUUGUCAUCCAAUCAGCUGAUUUCUCCCACUCAGGAGUUUAUAGUUGUGAUGCUAUUGAUGACGUCAUCAGGUUUAACGUGGAGGUUGAGGCCCCACCAGUGAGGUUCUUAGUCCUUCCGGAGGAUGAUAGGAACAAGUCCAUUGAAGCAGGCUCACCGAUAGCACUGCAAUGUGAGCUCUCAGAUCCACUCGCCCAGGUCUCCUGGUAUAAAGAUGGUGUGAAACUUUUACCACAAAGUGGACUAGACUUCAAAUCCAAGGGCACAAAGAGGCAACUGAUUGUCCAGGCAGCUGAAUUUUACCAUUCAGGGGGGUACAGCUGCAAGACAAGGGGUAAUGCUGUCCACUUCAAUGUGGAAGUUAAAGCCCCACCUGUGAGGUUCUCUGCUGUCCCUGAGGUUAAGAGGAGAAAGUGCAUUGAAGCAGGCUGCCCCAUUGUUCUGCAGUGUGAGGUUUCAGACUCUACUGCACAGGUCCAGUGGUACAAAGAUGGAGAUCAGCUCCUUGUAGAAUCUGGAGUAGACUUCAACUCAGAUGACUGUAUGAGAACACUCAGUAUUCAAUCAGCACACCCGUCUCAUGCCGGUGUGUACAGCUGCACAACAAAGGAUGAUGUCAUCAAGUUUCAUGUGGAGAUAAGAGCUGUACCGGUGAGGUUCUCAGCUGUUCCUGAAGCUGAGAAGAAUAAAUGCAUGGAAGCUGGUGGACACUUUGAACUCCUCUGUAAGGUCUCAGACUCUACAUCCCAAGUCAGCUGGUUCCACAACAAUAUGCAGCUUCAGCUAGAGAGUGGUUUGGACAUUCAGUCAGAGGGAGAUGUAAGGACUCUGGUAGUCAAUCCAGCUGAACCCACUCAUUCUGGAUUGUGCCACUGUGAAUCAUCUGAUGACUCUGUCCCGUUCCCUGUGGAUAUCAAAGACCCACCAGUGAUGUUCUCAGCAUUACAAGACAGCGUGAAGGACCAGCUGGUUGAAGCAGACUACUCCACUGAUUUGCAAGCUUCAAGGACAAAUUCCACACCAGUUUGUGGAAUGGAUGAGAGCAUUGAUGCAGACUGUUCCAGUGUACCGCUAACUGAGAACUCUGACAACACAAUCCAAGAAAACCCUAUAUCCUACCAAGAAGAUGAGACAACUGUAAUAUUCAGUAAACCUACAACACAGAAACAGCUCAUUCACUCAUCAGAGACGUGUCUGCAAGAAGCAUAUGAGACUGUUACAAAGGGUGAAUUUGUUGUACAUCAGGAGGAAGUGAAAGAACCUGGUCAUGAAGCAGAAUUCUUUAUACGUCCACCAGAAGAUAAAGCUGUCAGACCCAUUGAAGAUGAUUCACCGGUUUACUGUUACAAGGAUGGAAUACAGUUCUACUCUGAAAAUGGAUAUAUGCUUGAAUCAGAGGAAAGUGUGCGAAGACUGAAUGUUCCAGCAAUAGGCUCGGGUCAUUCAGACGUAUACCACUACAGGACAAAGGAUGAUGACAUAAUAUUUAAGGUGGAUGUCAAAGCUACAUCUUUGCAAACAUCAACUAUCCAUGAGACUGAUGGGAGCGAGUCAAAUGAAGAAGCAGAAAUUGCAAAUUUUCCACAACCUGAGGUAUCGAACACAAUGCAAGAGGUGUGCUGGUACAAGGAAAGUGAGGAACUCCAAGAAUGUGAUGGUAGCACCCAAUCUAAGGAGACUCUCAGAGCUCUUGUUGUCAAAACAGCUGAGCCGUCUCACUCUGGAGAACAUGCUUAUGAGACAGAUGAUGUCACCGUCCAGUUUCCCCAGGACCUACCAGCUCCGCCAGUGACGUUCUCCAGUGUCCCUGAGGCUCAACGGACCAUAUGCAUUGAGUCAGGAAGACCCUUUAAACUGCAAUGCGAAAUCUCAGACCCUGAUGCACAAGUCUGGUGGUACAAAGAUGGGAAUGCGGUGCUUCUUCAAGAUGGCAUUGUUACUAUGUAUGAGGAAGCAAUGAGAACACUCUCUGUGCAAAGUGCUGAAUUAUGUCACAGCGGAACAUACAGCUGCCAGACAAACAAUGACACCAUCUCAUUCCAUGUGGAAAUCAAAGAAGUGGAGAAGAACAAGUCCACUGAAGUACACUCACCAAAUGUUCUGAAAUGUGAUAUAACAGACUCUGCCACUGAGAUGCUCUGGUGCAAAGAUGAUAUAGAUCUGGCCCCAAAACCUGGGCUCAAUUUCCAAAAAGAUGGAAAUAUGAAGAAACUAACUGUCCAAUCAGCAGAAAUGUCUGAUACUGGAAACAACACCUGUCAUGAUCCAGGUGAUACCAUAUCAUUCAAGGUGGAUGUUCAAGCACACCUUGUUAGGUUCUCAGCACUCCCAGAAAUUGCGAGGAACAAGUUUAUCGAAGCAGGCUGUCCCAUUAUACUUCAGUGUGAAAUCUCAGACCGUACUGCCCAAGUUUCCUGGCUCAAAGAUGGAGUUGAACUCCAACAAGACAGUGGAUUUGACAUCCAAUCAGAGGGCACUAUGAGGAAAAUGAUCAUCCAAUCAGCUGAGCUCAAACACUCAGGCGUGUACAGCUGUGAGGCUGUGGAUGAUUGCAUAGCAUUCAAGGUGGAUGUUGCAGCACCUCCUGUAACAUUUGGCUACAUACCAGAAGAUGAUCUGCACAAAAAUAUUUUGGAACAAGACAAUCUACUCCUUUGCUGUCAAGUGUCCAGGUCAGAUGCUAUUGCACAAUGGUACAAGGACGGAGUAGAAUUAAAGCCUUGUGACAACAUCCUCAUAGAAGCAGAAAACACUAUACGAAGACUGAUCAUCCCUUCAGCUCAACUCUCAGAUUCUGGGACAUAUACCUGUCGGGCUGGAAAUAGUGCAUUAACAUUUCAAGUUUAUGUAAGAGAACCCCCAGUGAUGAUUGUAUAUCCCAAGGAAGAUGUCCACCUUGACCGUUAUGUUCCUGAAGAAAUUGUUCUUAGCUGUGAACUUUCACGGCCAAAUGGAAAGGUGACAUGGUUCAAGGAUGGACAGAAACUACAGGAGAGUGAAAACAUAAAGCUAAAGACAGAGGGUCCAUAUAGACGGCUAAAAAUUCUACGCAGUGGUGUUGAGGACUCUGGAGAAUAUGUCUGUGAUGCAGCUGAUGAUUCAAUAUUCUUCAAUCUAAACAUAAAAGAACCCCCAGUGCGCAUAGUUUCUCCAAGCCAGUCCCAAAUGGAACUUUGCCAGCAGACUUCUGAAAGGAUGGUCCUGAGCUGUGAAAUCUCUAGACCAAACGCCACUGUACGUUGGUAUCGAGAUGGACUUGAAGUAGAGGAGAGUGACAGCCUAAUUCUGGAGGUUGAUGGUGUCUAUAGGAGACUUAUUAUCCCAAAACCUACCAUCAAAGACUCUGCAGAAUAUGUCUGUGACACAGCUGAUGACUCAGUGACCUUCUUUGUAAACAUUGCAGAGCCACCAGUUAGAUUUAUUCGGCCAAGGAAAAUGGCCCAUGGAGUAGAGAAACUUGUGGGAGACACUGUGGUUCUGGAGUGUGAAGUGUCUCGACCAAAUGCUGAAGUCACCUGGAAGAAGGAUGGAGACGAGAUAGAGGAGAACAGCAACAUAACUAUCACAGAGGAUGGCACAAGUCGACAUUUAACCAUUCACUCUGCAGCUUUUGAAGACACAGGGCAAUAUGUCUGUGAUGCUAGAGAUGAUGUGAUGGAUUUCCUAGUGAAAAUCAAAGAUACACCACUAAAAAUUCUGCGAAAAGCUGAACUAGAAACAAAGUGCAGAUUUGUAGCAUCUGAUGCUAUUGUGUUAAAAUGUGAGAUCUCAAGAGCAAAUGGAGUGGUCAGUUGGCUUAAAGACAAUGAGAAAAUUGAUGGAAAUGAGCAUUUCAUCUGUGAAGAGGAAGGGACAUUCAGAUCUCUGAUUGUCCCCAGUGCUGAAUUGAAGGACUCAGGGGAGUACAUCUGUGAUGCACAAGAUGAUAAAGUUGUCUUCAGUGUUACUGUAGAAGACGCUCCAGUGUCCAUUAUUGGGAAUUCAGAGAAGCCAGAACACCACAUUUUAAUGACAGGAGAUGAUCUUAUCCUGGAAUGUGAGGUAUCUCGAGAAAAUGCUAUAGUCCAGUGGUACUGCAAUGGAUGUUUGCUACAAGAGGAUGUACGCACACAUAUUGAAAGCAGAGAAACAACGAGGAAGCUUGUGCUAUCAGGACUUCAGACAUCCGACUCUGGAGAGUAUCUCUGUGAUGCCAUUGAUGACAAAAUGAUAACUAGGCUAACAGUUCAAGAACCACCAUUUAAAUUCAUUAAAAAAGAUGAAAGAACAAAUAUUUCAGCCUAUGAAGAAGACAGUGUGACACUGCGUGCCACUGUUAAUAGGGUCAGUGCCCCAGUGAAAUGGCAGAGAGGCCAUGAUCCAAUCAGAAGUGAUCGUUUCCACACAACAAGUGAUGGUAACACCCACUACCUCACUAUUAACCCACUUAAGAGAUGUGAUACUGGAGAGUAUACAUGUCAUGUGGGAUCUGACGAGAUGCAUUUCAUUGUCCAUGUUAAAGCAAUGAAGGUAAAAUUCUCCAAAGCACUAGAAAAUGUAGUGGGACUCAAAGGUAGUGAUGUGGUUUUAAAAUGUGAACUGUACAAGUCCAAAGGAGAUGUUCAGUGGCUCAAAGGCAGCCAAGAGAUUACCCCAAACAGACACUUUACAAUCAGAGCUGGGGGUCGAGUGAGAAGCCUGACAAUACAUGAUGUAACAGAAGAUGAUGCAGGAGAGUAUGCUUGUGAAUCCAAAGAUGAAAGGACAUCAGCUACUGUGGUGGUCAAUAUUCCUCGCAUUGUGGAGUUUAUCGCAGAGCUACACAACAUAACUGUCAUGGAAGGAGAAGAUGCAACAUUUAAGUGUAUGGUAUCUCCAGAGGAUGCAAAGCUAGCCUGGUUUAGGAAUGCCCAGCCAAUUUCAUCAAAUGAGAAGUUCAGCAUCUCAAGUAAUGGAUUAUGCCAUGUGCUGCAUAUCACCAACUGCCAAGUCUCAGAUAGCUGCAAGUUGACAGCCGAGGCUGAAGGUGUGAUUUCCAGAGCUACCCUUCAGGUCCAAGAGGCACAGGUGCUUUUCACAAAGAGCUUGUGCCCGGUAGUUGCAGAGGAGUUUGGUGAAGCAACACUUGAGGUGGAGGUCAGCCAUGAAACUGCAGAGGUACAGUGGAUGAGACAAGGAGUGGUAAUACAUCCAGGGUCCAAAUUCAUCCUGAAGCAGAAUGGCAAAACACGUUCUCUCACAAUCCAUAAACUGACACUUUCAGACCAGGGCACCUACAGCUGUGAAACGCUCCAUGACCGUACACAAGCCAAGCUCGCUGUGGAACCACGAAAAAUCAAGAUUUGGAAAGGUCUAACUCAGAUCCAGACUUAUGAAAGAGAGACGGCUUCGUUUGAGGUGGAGCUGUCACAUAGCAAUGUGGAGGGUGUAUGGCAGAAGGAUGGGCACAUUCUCAAAAACAACAACCGUUUGCGUAUGACUGCGAAAGGACGAGUACACAGCCUAACCAUCUCUAACCUGACCUUGGAUGACACUGGAUCCUACAUAUUCUCUGUUGACACCAUCAGAUCAUUAGCAAGAUUGGACGUUAAAGAAAUUCCUGUAUCAAUUCUGAAAAAGCUUGAGGAUAUCAGGCAACCAGAGGGAUCUGGUAUAACCCUUGAAUGUGAGCUCUCACGGCACAACGUGGACAUAAAGUGGACAAAGAAUGAUGUUCAUCUUAAACCAGGAAAAAAUCAUCGUAUUUAUUCGAUGGGAAGAAAGUGUUUUCUACAGAUACUGAAGUGUGAACUGGGAGACUCUGGUUUAUAUGUGUGUGAUGCUGGAGAUGCCACAACAUCCUGUACAGUGGAUAUCUAUGAGAGGGAGCUUGAGAUACUACAAAGCUUAGAGGAUCUGGAUAUUCAAGAAGGUCAGAAUGCAGUGUUCGUGUGUGAAGUUUCCCUGGAUGAUGUGCCCGGAGAGUGGUUUAAGAAUGGCGAGAAGAUAAAACCAACCAGCACCAUUAAGAUCCGUCAGGAAGGGACAAAGCACUUCCUCCUCAUAUGCAAUGUCAAAGAAGACGAUUCUGGACAAAUGAAGUUCGUUGCCAAGAAUCUUGAGACAACAGCUUACCUCGAAGUGGAGGCACUACCAGCAAACAUUGUGAAACCACUUCAGGAGAUAACUGCUCUGGAAAACACCCGUGUCAUACUGGACUGCACUUUGACAAACCCCCGUUGUAGCAUUCGCUGGUAUAAGGGCCCAAAUGUCAUCCUGCCCUCAGAACACUUUGAGAUCUGCAGUGAAGGAUGUUAUCGAAAACUUGUGAUUCAGCAGGUGUUGCUGGAAGAUGAGGGCACCUACAGUGUUCAAGUUGGAAACUACACAUCUUCAGCAAAACUAACCGUUGAAGCUCAAUCGGUCCUGAUGGUGCGAGAGCUGCAGGAUGUGGAUGUAAUAGCUCCUGCAGACGCAUGCUUUGAAUGUGAAGUUUCUGCGCCAGUGGCCAAGGCACCUACCUGGACGCUGAAUGGGGAGACACUGCAUCCUGGUCCUAAAGUUGUGGUAGAGAAAAUGGGAACCGUUCAUAAGCUCAUUCUCAAACAAACAUCUGAAGACAUGGGCGGCACUGUGUGCUUUAUUACUGGGAGAGCUAAAAGCACUGCACAUCUGCAGGUCAAAGGUAACCAGUGAGAAACAACACAUAAGCACUUACAGUGCAUAAUAAUCACCUACGCCACUAUUUAAAUACAAUAACACCAAAUGAAAUGAUGAAACUAUUAACUCUUUUGAUGUGUCUGAAAGUGAGAGCGCUAUCAUUAAUUUAUUUGAAAUCGAAAUGUAAAAUCUUUAGUGUCAUGUUUUACACAUUAUAUCCCACUUUACAUGGUUUACCAUCCAUAAGAUAAUAAUAGUUCAGUUUUUCUAAAUUUAUAAUCAAAUACAUUUUGCUUUAUAAAAAAAAUACACAAAAUGAAUAACACCAGGCCAGAUAUCCUUAUGACUUAAGUUUCUUGCACAGUAAUUUGGUAUUUAAUUUUUGAAAUUUGUGUAUACUGUAUAUCCUUGUAUAGAUAUUCUUUGUGUAGUUUAUUUUUAAUUAUUAUUAUUAUUUUGUGGGAUGCAGAUUAAAGUGAGGUUAAGGCAUGUAAUACAAUUGUGCAGGGCCAAAGAUGAUCAAAAGAGCGUUUGGGACAGAAAUGGACUUUUACAAAGGAAGGGAAACAUUUACAUAUAAAUGUAAAUGGUUUUGAGAGUUUUAAUUGUUUGCUUCUGUUGUAAGAAAAGGUGUUACAGUUCAUGCCUUUUUACUUAAGUAUCCAAAUAAAGUGCCUCAGUUUCCUCUU
This is a messenger RNA of Carassius auratus (goldfish), 10179 nucleotides long. RefSeq names its product obscurin like cytoskeletal adaptor 1b (gene obsl1b). Gene Ontology annotation, molecular function: protein binding. The record is from RefSeq and is a predicted model, not a curated record. The coding region runs from base 569 to 9526 and encodes 2985 amino acids. The transcript is spliced from 35 exons. Lineage: Eukaryota; Metazoa; Chordata; Actinopteri; Cypriniformes; Cyprinidae.